Messenger RNA from Funneliformis mosseae, 159 nucleotides. The record is from the annotation of a GenBank genome assembly. Lineage: Eukaryota; Fungi; Glomeromycota; Glomeromycetes; Glomerales; Glomeraceae.
AUGGAAGUUUCAGAUAAUGCAGAAGAAUUUCCUAACAUUUUGAACAUUUUAGCAUCAGUUUUAAAUAUAAAGGCUGUGAUUCGAGAGACGAUGAAGGCGCGACCAUUAAAUGAAGCAAUUUGUUUAACAUCUUCAAGUGUAAGUCUUCAAUUAAAUUGA